GAAGUCCAAGCGCAAUGAGAAAACCGUCGCCGCCACCGCUUCCGGCGAGCUCGGUGGUUCCCUCCCUUUGGCGCCGGACCGCCUGCGCGAGAGAGUCAGAAGCUCCUCCUCCGCCGUGUGACCCCGCCUCCUCCUCGGACGCCAACUCGCAGGGAGAGCCUCUGCCGCGGCCUGAGAGCAAGCAACCGCCUGAAAGGGACGCCAUGCUCCACGUAUUCCCCAACAUCCCCACGCAGAUGGACUAUAAAGGCCAGAAAUUAGCAGAGCAGAUUUUUCAAGGGAUAAUUCUUUUCUCUGCUGUAAUUGGCUUUAUUUAUGGAUACAUCACUGAACAAUUUGGCUGGACAGUUUACAUAGUAAUGGGUGGAUUCGCUGUAUCGUGUCUGCUCACACUCCCUCCGUGGCCCAUUUACCGUCGCAAUCCUCUGAAGUGGCUCCCUGUUCAGGAAGUGGCAACAGAUGAGAAGAAGCCAGCAGACAGAAAAGUAAAAAGACACCCUAAAAACUGAAAACUGGCCUAUCAUGUAUCAUUUUCUGCCAUUAAAUUUGAUCUAAACUGCA
This is a messenger RNA of Anolis carolinensis (green anole), 561 nucleotides long. RefSeq names its product signal peptidase complex subunit 1 (gene spcs1). The coding region runs from base 15 to 509 and encodes 164 amino acids. The record is from RefSeq and is a predicted model, not a curated record. Gene Ontology annotation, biological process: protein targeting to ER. The transcript is spliced from 4 exons. Gene Ontology annotation, cellular component: endoplasmic reticulum membrane; signal peptidase complex. NCBI's taxonomy places the organism in Eukaryota, Metazoa, Chordata, Lepidosauria, Squamata, Anolidae.